This is a messenger RNA of Colossoma macropomum (tambaqui), 4593 nucleotides long. Its product is annotated as NLR family CARD domain-containing protein 3-like. The transcript has 8 exons. The coding region runs from base 199 to 3102 and encodes 967 amino acids. Lineage: Eukaryota; Metazoa; Chordata; Actinopteri; Characiformes; Serrasalmidae. Gene Ontology annotation, molecular function: protein binding. The record is from RefSeq and is a predicted model, not a curated record.
UCUAAUAAACGUGCUGGUGUGACGGUUCUAUCAGAGCUGUAUCGAAAGAAGCUCCGUGACUGAAAACAAAAUAUUAACAGUUAAAACUUCACUUUGGACUUUAUAACAUCAGCUCGAGUUCGGAGCGGCUGGCAAAGCAAAGUGAAAGUAAACGCUCAUGUGAGUGAAGCAGGAAGGUAGUCAUAAGAUAAUGAGAGGAUGGCCUCCAUAUCUGGCCCCGUCCGGGCUAACAUCACUGUUCAGGAUGAAGGAAAAGUUUUUGCUCCCAUGAUUGUUGGAAAUGUGUUUAACAGUCUGUGCAUCAUCAGCUCUGACUCCAGCAAACACAAAGUAAUCACUGAGGGAGCUACUUUCACUCCAGUCCAGGCUGCUCCGCUGCAUCAGACUUCUACAAGUGGUGACAACUGUCAAAAUUACACAGAUGUCAGCACCAACCUGAAAGGCAGCCUGAAAGUGGAAUAUGAGCGCAUACUCGAUGGGAAUUCCCUGACUGGCCACAGAAGAUACCUGAACGAAGUUUACACUGAUCUCUACAUAGUGGAGAAUGAGACAGGAGGAGUUAUUCAGGGGCAUGAAGUGAGGCAAAUGGAAGCAUUUUCCAGCAGACCUGCUGGGGAGGAAGUUCCAAUCCACUGCAAUGACAUUUUCAAAAUUCAAGCUGAUGGUAAACGUAACAGAAAAGUUCUGACAAUGGGGAUUGCAGGAGUGGGCAAAACUGUCUCAGUCAACAAAUUCAUACUGGACUGGGCUGAGAAAAAGGAGAACCAAGACAUUGUCUUAAUUUUCCCCCUUCCCUUCCGCGAUCUGAACCUAAGGAAAGACACAAACGUCAGUUUGAUGGACCUGCUCCAGGAUUGUCUCCCAGGUUCUACAGAAUUUGACUCUCUUCCACUGGGUGAUGGUAAAGUCAUGUUCAUUUUCGAUGGGCUUGACGAAUGCCGCUUCCAUUUGAACUUUAACGACAGUGAGAAACUAAAGGAUGUCAAGAAGAAAGCAUCAGUGGGCUCAAUAAUUACAAACCUCCUUAAAAGAAACCUUCUUCCAUCUUCUCUGGUUUGGAUAACUUCCCGGCCUGCUGCAGCCCAUCUGAUACCCCGAGACCACAUUGACCAGGUGACGGAGGUGCGAGGGUUCAGCGAAAAGCAAAAGGAAGAAUAUUUUAAGAGGUAUUGUGGUGAAGACCUUGCAAAUAAAAUAAUGAUGCACAUCAAAAAAUCCAGGAGCCUUUACAUCAUGUGCCACAUUCCAGUCUUCUGUUGGAUCUCGGCCACAGUCCUUCAGCCACUGACCCAAGACAGUAAUCUGAAAACACCUACCACUCUGACUGGUAUGUACAUACACUUCUUAGUUCAGCAGGCAAACCAAAUGAAGAAUAAAUACCCUGGCUCUCACAAAGACAUCAUCCUAAAGCUUGGCGAACUAGCAUUUUGCCAGCUUGAAAAGGGAAACCUGGUAUUCUACAAGAAGGACCUUGAAGCAUGUGGGAUCGACAUCAGUGGAGGUUCAGUGUACUCGGGAGUAUGCACUCAAAUCUUCAAGAUGGAAAAGAGGUCUUCUGAACAAAUGGUGUACAGCUUUGUACAUCUGAGUGUUCAGGAAGCACUCGCCGCUGUCCAUGUGUUUCAUUCACACAGAUUUCAUAAAAAAAGCCCAUUUGUCCAGACUCUGAAAGCAGGAUUGAAAUGGUGGUUCAAACAUUCCAGCUAUGAACUUCACAAAGGUGCAGUUAAGAGGGCUUUGCAGAGUGAGAACGGACACUUGGACCUUUUCCUCCGUUUUCUCCUGGGUCUCUCUGUGAAGUCCAACGAGACAAACCUGGAAGAACUUCUACCUGGAAUGAGGAUCAGAUCAGCGAGCAUGAAGAACACAGUCAACUACAUCAAGAAGAAAAUCAGAAUGUCUGAAUCAUCAGAGAGGAGCUUCAAUCUCUUCCACUGUCUGAGUGAACUGGAAGAUGAUUCUCUUGUGAGUGAGAUCCAGAACUUCCUGAAGUCAGGAGAUCUUGCCAUAAAGGAUCUCUCAUCCACACAGUGGUCAGCUCUGGUGUUUGUGCUGCUGAUGUCAGAUGAGAUGCAGGAGAAGUUUGAGCUGAAUAAAUACGGAGAAUCAGACGAAGGAUUGAGGAAACUACUGCCAGUGGUAAAAAACACAAAAAAUGGAUUGCUUGACUGCUGCCAUCUCACUGAAGUGAGCUGUGGAUUACUGGCCUCAGUCCUCAGCUCAAAUUCUUCAUAUCUUAUAGAGCUGGACCUCAGUAAUAAUGACCUGCAGGAUUCAGGAGUGGGGCAGCUCUCGGAGGGGCUCAGGAGUUCACAAUGUAAACUGAAGACACUAAAGUUGUCUGGUUGUAUGAUCACAGAGGAAGGCUGUUCAUCUCUGGCUUCAGCUCUGGAUUCAAACCCCUCCCACCUGACAGAGCUAGAUCUGAGCUAUAAUCACCCAGGAGAGUCAGGAGUGAGACAGCUAAACGAGAGACGGAAUGAUCCAAAUUUUAAAUUGGAGAUACUCAACACUGACCAUGGAGGAGAAGAGAGGGUCAAACCAGGACUGCAGAAAUAUGCCUGUGAGCUCACACUGGACGCAGACACUGCACACACAGAUCUGUCAGUGUCUGACGAGAACAGAACGGUGAAAUGGCUGAAAGAAAAGCCCCCGAGUCCUGAUAAUCCUGACAGAUUCGAUGGCUGGUCCCAAGUGCUGUGCAGAGAACGCCUGUCUGGGCGCUGUUACUGGGAGGUGGCAUGGAGCGACAUGGGAGUUCAUAUCGGAGUGACCUAUAAAGGAAUCAGCAGGAAAGGUAAAGGUAACGAGUGCUGGUUUGGUCAAAAUGAUAAGUCCUGGAGUCUGGACUGCACGAAGGAGAAAUACACGGCCAGGCACAGCAGUAAUAAGACCAUUAUUUCAGCCACUGGUCGCUGCUCCUAUAAGAUCGGAGUGUAUCUGGACUGGCCAGCAGGGAGGCUGUCCUUCUACGACGUCUCGUCUGACACACAAAAGCAGAAACUCAGUCACCUUCACACUUUCUUCGCCACGUUCACCGAGCCACUCUACACAGGCUUUAUGGUGAUUGAUACCACUGUGACUCUGUGCAAACUGGUCUAGUCCAACUUAACCCAUAGAAGUCUGAGGUACAUUUUUACUAUAAAUUUAAUUGCAAUUAUUUGGAAUUGCUUUAUGUACACAUGUACAUAUAUUUAUUCAUUUACAUGUUUAAUACAUUUCUUACAUACACGACUGCACACUUAAGAAUGUAUAUAUUAUAUACAGUGCUGUGAGAAAGUAUUUCCCCCUUCCCAGUUUAUUAUAUUUUUUGCAUAUUUGUCACACUUGUAUGUUUCAGAUCAUCAAACUCAUUUUAAUAUUAGUGAAAGAUAACCCAAGUAAAUACAGCUGUUUUUAAAAGAUGAUUUCAUGUAUUAAAGAAAUGCUGGUCAGCCCUAGCUGGCCCUAUGUGCAAAAGUAACUGCCCGCUUAGCUACUAAAUCAAUCAGUUAACCAAAUUCAAUUGAUUAUAGGGUUCAAUUCCACCAGCCACACCCAGGUAUGAUCACUGCCAGACCUGCUGAAUGUAAACUACACUUAAAUAGAACCUGUCCGGCAAUGUGAAGCGGCUAGAGAGUCUCAAAAAGCAGCACAUGGUGUGACAUUCUGGAGAUUCAAGUACAGAUGCGAAACAGUCAUUGAAAUCUACCUUCUGUUACAAAGCCAUUGCUAAGCUUUGGGGACUCCAGAGAACCGAAGUGAGGGCCAUUAUGCACAAAUGGAGAAAACUUGGAACAGCAGUGAACCUUCUCAGGUGGCCAGGCUACCAAAAAAAUCACUAAGAGUGCAUUGACAUCUCAUCCAGGUGGUCACAAAAGAAUCCAGAUGAACAUCUAAAGAGCUGAAGGCCUCACUUGACUAAGUUAAGAUCAAUGUACACGAUUCCACAGUAAGAAAGACGAAACAAAGGAUGAAAAUGGCAUCCAUGGGAGAGUUUCAAGGUGCAAACCACUGCUCUUGCAUUUGCCAAAAAAAUGUCUAGAUGACCCCCAGGAGAAUAUUCUGUGGACUGCAUUCCAACAUAAUGCAUUCCACCACUGCGUUCCACCAAGAACAUCAUACCAACAGUCAAACAUUGUGAUGGUAGUGUGAUGGUCUGGGCUACUGCAGGACCUGGACGACAUGGACGACUUGGCAUAAUUGAUGGAACAGUGAGUUCCUCCACAGUUCAUCCAAAGCAAUCUAAAAGACUCAAGUUAUCACAGGUUAAAGCAAGUUAUUGCAGACGUUUGAUUGCAGUUGUUGCAACCUGUUAUUACAUUUAGGGCCGCAAUUAUUUUUUCACUUGGGUGAUAUAGAUUUUAUAUAAAUGUUAAUCCUCAAUACGUGGAAUGAUCAUUUAAAAGUUGCAUCUUGUGUUUACUUGUGUUGUCUUUAUUUUUUAUUUAUAUUAGUUGAAUGAUCUGAAACGUAAAUGUGAUACAGCAAAUACAGAAAAAAUUCACAGCACUGUAUAUAUAACAGUUUUAACUAAAUUAUAUAACUAUUCACCAAAAUGUAUUUGUAUAUGUUUUAUUCAGUAUUUCAAGAAUUUUAUGAACAAUAAGUGAA